UUGUCUGUGAUUGUUAUUUCGAUGUGGGAUUUCCAAAAUGUUCAAAUAUUCGAAUGAAACGUAAUCACAUUUGGAUUCUAUUCAUACCAUGUUGACAUCAUUUUUAAUAGGUGUUUUACUGGCCAUUAUAUCUUGUCUAUUUAUUGGUGUUAGUUUUAUAUUGAAAAAAGUUGGACUCAUUCGCUUAUCUAAUCGUGGUCUACGUGCCGGCCGUGGUGGUUAUGGCUAUCUAACGGAUUGGGUCUGGUGGAUGGGUCUUAUAUUCAUGGGCAUUGGUGAAUUGGCCAACUUUACUGCCUAUGCAUUUGCACCAGCAUCAUUAGUUACACCGUUAGGAGCUUUAAGCGUACUGGUUAGUUCCCUAUUGGCCCAUAAAUACCUGAAAGAAAAUCUCAACAUUUUUUCCAAAAUUGGCUGUUCAUUAGCCAUAAUCGGAUCGACUGUGAUCGUAUUACAUGCACCUAAAGAAGGCAAAGUUGAUACGUUGGAUGACAUUUCGUUGAUGCUUGCACGAUCAGCAUUCCUGCUAUAUCUAAGUUUUGUGAUCAUAUCGUCGAUUAUAUUGGUUGUUCUGUACGCACCACGGUAUGGUAAUUCCAAUGUUCUGGUAUACAUUCUGAUUUGUUCAUUGAUUGGUUCAUUGUCUGUGAUUUCUUGUAAAGGAUUUGGCAUCGGCCUACGACAAACAUUCAGUGGACAAAAUCAAUUAAUCAAUCCAUUAUUUUGGGUAUUGUUACUAUCGUUAUUUAUAACCGUCUCAAUACAAAUGAAUUAUCUAAACAAAGCCUUGGACAUAUUUGAUACAUCGAUUGUCACACCUGUCUAUUAUGUAUUGUUCACAUCAUUUGUAUUGAUUGCAUCGGCAAUAAUGUUUCGUGAAUGGACAUCGAUGACGAUCGAAAAUAUAGUUGGUAAUUUAUGCGGAUUCGCUACGACCAUCAUUGGCGUUUUUCUACUCAACGCAUUCAAAGAACUCAAUAUCAACAUGGACAAUCUAAAAAAUCAAUUAUUGAAUAAUCGAUUAAAUUCCACCUCUCAUAUGUCAGAAAUAGUUGUCAAUGAUCCAUUAUUGCCUGAUAUUCGACGUUCCGUACAGCCAGGUCUCAUUACUUGGACCAUGGAUGAUGAUGAAUGUUGAAUGUUUAUGCAUUUUAAAUUGUAAAUUAUUAUUU
Dermatophagoides farinae (American house dust mite) is the source of this 1172-nucleotide messenger RNA. RefSeq names its product magnesium transporter spict (gene spict). Gene Ontology annotation, molecular function: magnesium ion transmembrane transporter activity. NCBI's taxonomy places the organism in Eukaryota, Metazoa, Arthropoda, Arachnida, Sarcoptiformes, Pyroglyphidae. The record is from RefSeq and is a predicted model, not a curated record. Gene Ontology annotation, biological process: magnesium ion transport. Gene Ontology annotation, cellular component: membrane.